Molecule: messenger RNA, 2994 nt
Organism: Anopheles cruzii
Lineage: Eukaryota; Metazoa; Arthropoda; Insecta; Diptera; Culicidae
Gene: Rassf
Exons: 6
Coding region: 592-2994 (800 amino acids)
Biological process (GO): signal transduction
Source: RefSeq, a predicted model, not a curated record
AUCAGUGCGGUCGUAGACUCUGCCUACUAAUGUCGGCGGCAGCAAGCUCUAUCCUCGGUCCGAAAUAGAUCUGAGCUUAAGGCAAGAUUUUGUAGAAUUAAAACCCUCUAUAUCGGUCCGCGAUUGGUUGUGCACGAAAAGUUUUGCAGAUAUAGUUCACUGUGAAUGGACAGCGGAUGUCUUUUAUCAGCGGUAAGCAGAAUUACUUAGUUCCAGUGGGAACACGAGUAACGAACGUCUUCCAUCGUGAACUGUGCCAGCGUUUUCGUGUUGUGAAGAGCAGAGACGUACGUUUAGUUUAGCAUAAUAUAAAUACAUAUCUGUGAAUCGGAAAUCUACGAGGGAAAUGCUUCUGCUUGUCACAACACGAUUUUGAUGAACACACCACGGUCUCAGUUGCGGAGCGGAGCACACUUCUAAAACGAUCGCGGAAUAGAUAGAAUAUUUAGUUUUCAAGCAAUAUCGGCGGAAGACAAUCAAUCUUGCAUCAACAUUCGAAAACAAAACCGGAGCGACACGGUAGGGUUUGGCUUCAUCUGAAGCAACGAUUAGUCGCCAACGUUAUAGAUAGGAAGCGAGCGAGUGGGCACAAUGUGGAAGUGUCACAAAUGUUGCAAACCGGUAUUUUUCGCCGAACGUAAACAAUCUCUUGGUUAUGAUUGGCAUCCAGAGUGUUUGCGGUGCGAAGAGUGCGGUAAACGCCUGAAUCCGGGACAGCAUGCCGAGCAUAAAGGUGUACCGUACUGUCACGUGCCAUGCUACGGGGCGCUUUUCGGGCCGCAAUUGUUCGGGCACGGCACUCGCGUGGAGUCCCAUAAGAGUUUCGGCCAGCCGAACCAGAAGAAGCUGGCAACCCAGCGAUCCGUGGCCGGCCCAGUUGUUCCCAGAGGCCAUCUCGAAUCAAAGUUACGAUGCUACAAUCAAUUCUACAAUAACAAAAGUAUGGAGGUCCGGAGCCGUGAGGUGAACGGGCGGUUGGUACUGGAGGGAGCACUGCGUAUUUAUUGGGGUGUCCAGGGAAUGAUUCACCUCAAAGAGGACGACGAUCAGCGUACGGUGGUAACGGUCCGAAAGCGCAAUUCAUACCGUCAGAGUAAUCCAGCAUCGAUUAUCGGCCCACCGCCCGAGGCUACCAAUGAUCUUGAUGACACCGGCAUUGAAACAGGCGAAGAAGGAAAAGAAAACGUGCUUCAUGUCGGUGAACAGGGAUCUCAGCCAGCCAUUAUGGUUGGUUCAAGCACGAUGAGCUCUGCAGAACCGGAUAGCAACAAUGAUACGACGACUAUCUCGGAAAGCAUUUCUUACGAUACGCUGAGUCUCUCAUCCGAGCUCAACUCAAUCGACUCGAAACCCAACUCGAGCGAAUCGUCGAAGGAUACAUCACCGAGCCACGAAAAGUUUGUGAGCCUCCCUGCAAAAUUGAAUGUCGGCCAACUCAACUGGGAUGAGAUAGACGAUCUGCUGCAGGUAGAACGACGCAAGGAUGAUAGCGAAAAGCUCUAUUGUACGAUGCCUUCUCCACUACCGCUCGGUUCAUGCUCCGGUGGUGACAGCAGUCUUACCAGUGAAAGCGUGACGGAUACCGACUACAAAACGCUUACCCAGCACACUGCGAGUGCUUGCGAUGAUAGUGAACGGAUCGCUUCUCGGGGCGGUAAGAGUAGCAACAUUGGCAGUGGCACGUCAACAGAAACCACGUCGGUCAUAGAAGGACCAUCGACGACCACCGACGAAGAUUUUCGGACGCCAGAAGCAACGCUCCGGUCGCACGAUUUCGAAGCGUUUAAAAUGCAGAUCAGCCAAGAGUUUAUCGAUGGGGCCGCCGAAAUGGGAAAUACCGAUGGUACGCUCAAGCUCAAUCAACCGAUCGAUCCGACGCGUAUCAACGAUUCACUGAAGCUAUACAACGAUGGUGUGAUGAAUCGUAGCCUUUCGGACGAGCAGUGUAGAAACGUGUUGUCGUUACCAACUGGUCACAUUACAGAUUCGUUCCAUGUGGAGCGGAGCAAUGCAGAAGACGGUAGUGGGACAUUGCGCCAUUCCGCAAACGUUCGCAAUGGCAAGCCGAGAAACCAUGGGGCAGUAGCGCAGCAUGCUAAACGGUUUCAGUCACAGCGCAACAGGCACUCGGAAACACCGUCGUCGGAGAUGGUUACUAGCGACGGGGACGUCACGUCUCCAAUCACCGACAGUGACACUUGGACCGCCGAGCGAUGUUUACUGCGAUCUAAGUCUCAGGGCAAUUAUUAUUCCGGCAAUAGCUUCAUGGAUAGUGACGACGAUGUAGAGGGCGGGGACGAGGGCCUGUGUUCCGGCUCGGAAACACUCAAACCAUCCACGCGGCCCGUCGGCUCUAUCCAGAUACGCAUGGAUUGUUACGAUGAACUCGAGAGCCCGUCUUCGGCACACGGUGUAAGCGCACCGAUGGAAAAUGGAAACGGCACACGGUCGGUAGUACCAACAUCCGAGUACAGUACCAGCAUCAGCGGUCACCCAGUAACCGAUGAUGGUGUGGUUUUGCGAAAACCACCGAAAACGGGGUCAACGGCGAUCAAGCGGCGCUCGGGCAAUCGGCGCUCCCGAACGAAGCUGAAGCGGCGGUGCUCUAUCAACGGCCACUUCUAUAACCGUGAGACGUCCUUUUUUACGCCACCGUACGGUUCGCAGAUGAACGUUUGGGUCACAUCGCUAGUCAACACCCAAGAGCUGAUAAAUCUCCUGCUAGAAAAGUAUAAAGUCGAGUCGAAGGCCGAAAAUUUCGCGCUGUUUAUUAUACGUGAUAAUGGCGAGCAAAAGAAGUUAAAGGACGACGACCAUCCACUCUUGACACGCGUUAUCCUCGGACCGCACGAAGACAUUGCACGCCUUUUUCUAAUGGAUGGACAACUAACGCCAGAAAUAAGGUCGUUCUUUACGUGGAGUAGCACCGUAGCAGUCGAGAAGGAAGUGCGCUACUGGAGGACUACGAUAGAGGAGGACUGGAUUUGUCGAUGA